Molecule: messenger RNA, 3715 nt
Organism: Hibiscus syriacus
Lineage: Eukaryota; Viridiplantae; Streptophyta; Magnoliopsida; Malvales; Malvaceae
Product: epidermal growth factor receptor substrate 15-like
Biological process (GO): endocytosis; endosomal transport
Cellular component (GO): plasma membrane; nucleus; cytoplasm
Molecular function (GO): protein binding; calcium ion binding
Source: RefSeq, a predicted model, not a curated record
GAUUUCUAGACCCAGCCCACCAAGCCCACAUCAUCUCUGAAUCCGAUUGUCUCUCCUACUUCACCCAUUUCUUAAUAAUUUAGCCAACGAUCGUUUUGAUCUCUUUUUCUCCUCCUCUUCUGCCUCGUCUCUUGUUUCUAUUUCCUCACCUCUCCUCGAUCUAACCACCAAAACACCGUGAAUCCCAUCUCAUCUUCACUCUCCGUUUGAUUCUGUACACUUUUUGAAUUUUGUUUUCGAAAUGUAUUUCCUAUUUUUUGAUUCAAUUGUUUCCCCGUGUACUCAAGUUUGUGAUCUGAUCCUGGAUUUUAUUGUUCUAGCUUGAUCUGGGAAAGUUAUACGAUUAGUUCGGAAUCUGCUUCGAUUCUUUGUUUUGGGGCGUUGAGAUGGCGGGGCAAAAUCAGGAUCCAUUCGAAUCUUACUUCAGGAAAGCAGAUUUAGAUGGGGAUGGCAGAAUUAGUGGAGCUGAGGCUGUUUCUUUCUUUCAAGGAUCCGGUUUGUCCAAACAAGUCCUCGCUCAGAUAUGGACAUAUGCUGAUCAAAGCCAUAGUGGUUCCCUAAGUAAGCCAGAGUUUUUUAAUGCUCUCAAGCUUGUGACUGUAGCACAAAGGCGUGAAUUAACACCAGACAUUGUCAAGGCAGCAUUAUACGGUCCUGCUGCAGCAAAAAUUCCAGCGCCACAAAUUAAUUUUCCUUCUACAUCCGCUCCACAGAUGGGUGCAGCUAUGCCAACAUCCUCUUCAAGUCCUGGGUUCAGAGGACCAGAAGCUCCAAAUGCUGGUAUGGGCCAGCAGCAGUUCCCUUCUCAACAAAACCUGUCAAUGAGACCCCCGCAAACCAUGCCUACUGCACCUGCCCUGCGUCCUCAAGGUAUUGUAGCUCCCGAGUUUUCUAGGGGAGGUAGUACAGUUGGUCAACCUCAAGCUAUGUCCGCUGGUAUGACUUCCCUUUCGCAUCAAUCUAUGCCCACUGGUAUGACUUCCCUUUCGCAUCAAUCUAUGCCCACUGCUGCAACUGGUCCUGGUUUCACAAAUCAAAAUAUGCCAAGCAAUUGGCUUGCUGGAAAGACUGGUGUAGCUUCAACUGGGCCAGGAGGGUUCACUCCAUCAACAGCACCAAAGCUUCAAACAGCAGUUUCGUUGCCUUCCCAGCCUACUGCUAAUGAUUCUAAAGCAUUGGUUGUUUCUGGAAAUGGACCUGCUUCUAACUCCACAUUUGGAGGUGAUGCAUUUUCUGCAGCCUCAUUUAUGUCAAAGCAAGAAUUAUCUGCACAAACCUUUGCUCCGCACAGUGCACCCACCUCAUCAGGGGUUAGACCAGUUUCAAGUGUGCCCCAACCAUUAGUUAAGUCCAACUCUCUUGACUCAUUGCAAAGUACAUUGUCUGUGCCUUAUGCUGGUAGUCAAAGUCAAAGGCCAUACCCUUCUUUAAUCUCAGGCCAGCAAGCUUCUUCUCAAAGUUCCUCCUCUAUUACACCAUCUGGAAUCUCUGUUGGAGCUGGUGCUACUUCGAGCAGUUCCCAGCCUCCAUGGCCAAAAAUGAAACCAUCUGAUGUUCAGAAAUAUACAAAAGUGUUCAUGGAAGUGGACACUGACAGAGAUGGGAAAAUAACUGGUGAGCAGGCGAGGAAUCUAUUUUUGAGUUGGAGGCUACCUAGAGAGGUUUUGAAGCAGGUAUGGGACUUAUCUGAUCAGGAUAGUGAUAGCAUGCUUUCUUUGAGAGAGUUCUGUUUUGCUCUCUAUUUGAUGGAGCGGUAUAGGGAAGGCCGUCCUCUUCCAUCUGCACUCCCAAAAAAUGUUAUGUUUGAUGAGACACUCUUGUCCAUGACAGGCCAAACCAAUGUUUCGUAUGGAAAUCCAGCUUGGGGUCCCAAUCCUGGUUUCGGACAGCAGCCAGGAAUGGGUGCCCAACCAGGGAUGGGUGCCCAACCAGGGAUGGGUGCCCAGCCGAUUACUCACUCAACUGGUUUAAAACUUCCAAUUCUUCCCAAUGCUUCUGCUGAUACUACUACAAUGUCCAACCAACAAAAGCCAAGAGCACCUGUUUUGGAUGACUCCUUUGGAACUCAAGUUGAUAAUACUGAACAGAAUUCAGAGAACGGAACAGCCCAAGAUCUAAUGGCUAAUGGAGACAAGGUUAAUGGAACUGAAAAAGUGAUUUUGGAUUCCAAGGAGAAGCUUGAGUUCUACCGUGAGAAAAUGCAGGAACUUGUCAUGUAUAAAAGCAGAUGUGAUAAUAGACUGAAUGAAAUCACGGAAAGGGCAAUUGCAGAUAAGCGUGAGGCUGAAAUGUUGGCAAAGAAAUACGAAGAGAGAUACAAGCAAGUUGCAGAAAUAGCUUCCAAAUUAACAAUUGAAGAGGCAAAAUUUCGUGAGAUUCAGGAGAGGAAGACAGAAUUGCACCAGGCUAUUGUUAACAUGGAACAAGGGGGCAGUGCAGAUGGUAUUCUUCAGGUCCGUGCUGACCGCAUACAAUCGGAUCUUGAGGAGCUAAUGAAAGCCCUGACUGAACGAAGCAAGAAACAUGGACAUGAUGUUAACUCAGCUGCAGUAAUUGAGCUACCCACAGGUUGGCAACCUGGAGUACCUGAGGGAGCAGCACUCUGGGACGAAGAGUGGGACAAAUUUGAAGAUGAAGGAUUUGGAAAUGAGCUCACCAUGGAUGUGAAAAAUGUGUCCGACUCUCAGAGAGGAAAAGCAUCUCCGAAUGGUAGCUUGACCCCUGAUUCCUCCUAUGUGAAUGGAAAAACUGGGAAUCUCUUCAGUGCUGAAUAUGCCUUUGAGAGCGAGUCUGCAUAUGCACACAGUGAAGAUGAAUCCGCCAGAAGUCCUCAUGGUAGUCCUGCAGAGAGAAACUCUCUAGAAAGUCCAUCUCGACAAUUUUCUGAUGACCAUUUUGAGAAGAGUACUGAAGCAGAUUCAGAAAGACAUCGAAGUUUUGAUGAAUCAGGAUGGGGGACCUUCGAUAAUGAUGAUACGGACUCUGUCUGGGGAUUUAAUUCUGUUAAUACCAAGGACGUGGAUUCGGAGCACAGAGACUUUUUCGGAUCAAGCGAUUUUGGUGUACACACAAGAACAGAAUCACCUCGUGCAGAUAGCUUUUAUGAUAAGAAGAGUCCAUUUACAUUUGAAGACUCGGUUCCCAGCACUCCGGCCUCCAAAUUUGGGAACUCUCCAUCAAGGUUCAGUGAGACGUCAAGGGAUUUUGACAGUUUCUCAAGGUUUGAUUCCUUCAGCAUGAAUGAUGGUGGAUUUUCAACGCAACCUGAUAGGUUCACGAGGUUCGACUCCGUAGACAGCAGCAAAGACUUUAGCAGUGGAUUUUCACGGCAACCCGAAACGCUCACUAGGUUUGAUUCCAUAAAUAGCAGCAAAGACUUUGGCCAUGGAUUCUCAUUCGAUGACUCCGACCCGUUCGGCUCCAGCGGCCCAUUUAAAGUCUCAUCGGACCAACAUAGCCCGAAGAAAGAUUGGCGCGCUUUCUAGCUGGUAAUCCAAAAGGUAAAGAGAAGUAAUUUUCACGCGGGCUCUUCUAUUCAUUUGCUGUUUUUGUUUGGUUGGCUACCUUUUUGCUAUGCACUGUUGUGUUUAAAUAUUUGUGCAGAGCAUGGAAUUGGAUUGUUGUAAAGUUGUGGCUGUAUUUCUUUUAUAUGGCGCGACAUUUUUUUUGGCAACUUGGCAUGCCAGAAUAGUGAUUGAAAAAUAAUCAAAAACUC